AGUGAUGCUUUAAUUAACGUCAAAACUUGAAAUCUGUCUGUGACGUCCUGUGAGGAAGAAGUGCAUCCAUUGAUUUUCGAAUACGUAUACCUAAUCGCUGACCCUUGGUGGAAUAACCUGGAAACAACAAUAUUUGUACCCUGAACUAAUUGUAAUAAAUUUCUAUGUUUAAAAAUAGCACCAGUACGGUUCAAGGAGAAAACGUAAGUUCGGUUUCAUUCGUUUCUCCUCGUACUUUGUCGGAAGAUCAGACGGCCUGACUUUAAUUUCCGUGGAGUCGAAGAAGCAGGAGCAGCUGAAAGCAGCUUGCAACCCGAAUUGGGCCGAUUUUAUAAAACUAUUUAGGCCUAAAAUGGUAAUGGCUCUCCAUUGCAUCGUUCGAAAUUUUCCUAAGUAUGCCCAACUUUCAAGCAAAUGUUUUUCUGGAUAUACUUUAACCCGGACAGCAAGUGUCCUAGGCCCUUUGAGGCUCCAUAAUUCGAAAGUGGAUCCUUGGGCUGCUUCUAGCAACACUGCUCUCAACUUGUCACCAACUUAUUUGAACAAAACAAUCGACUUGAGCCAGGUAAAGGCUUUCUCUGUCACCUCAAGUAAAUUGUCGGCAGCUGGACAUGAUCACACCAAGCUUUGGAGUGCUGAACGAAUUUUGAGUGCAGCUCUCCUUGGAAUUGCACCUGCUGCGUUUCUAUAUCCAUCCGCAGCACUGGAUACAUUACUUGCUGUGACAUUUGUUAUGCACAACCACUGGGGAAUUGAAGCAAUUGUUGUGGAUUAUGUAAGGCCUAUUAUCUUUGGUAAUGCCAUUCCUAAAAUCGCUCUUGGUCUUACUUAUGGUUUCUCCAUUGCAAUGCUUGUUGGUCUGUUCUACCUCAUUUUCAAUGGUUCAGGACUUGUAAAUACAAUACAACUCUUUUGGAAAAUUUGAGUGGAUUCAUUACUUCAAAGUGGAAUGCCUAUUGUUAAUGCUGCACUCUGUAACUUUUUUAUACUACGUUGAAUCUACAGAAAUGGGACGUAACAGACCUUACAUUGAGCUGUACAAAAAGCCUAGGAUUCAUUUGAUUCUUGUUUCUUUGUAGUUAAAAGAUUAUGAACUUAUAUGCGAUGAUUGAUAUUUUGGUGUAAAUGUGUCCCUUCGAUUAGUCUUUCACUAAUAUUUGAAACAGAUUUCUUAGCAUUUUCUGACUUUUAUGAUGUGCUUAAUACAAAUUAGUUUGUGGAAGUUUAUAUCUUGAGCUUGCUCUGCGAAGGUCAGUGUUAGCUCAGUUAUCGUUGAUAUGUCAUACAUUAGUCUAAGGGAAAACGAUUUUAUGUUGAAAAUUGGCUUUUUGUUUAUAUUGAUAAAAUUAAUCAAUGUCACAUGGAAGAGAAUGGAAAUGCUGCCUCUUUUUACUUUACAACUACAGUUGCUUUGUUUAGAUAAAAU
Molecule: messenger RNA, 1426 nt
Organism: Gryllus bimaculatus (two-spotted cricket)
Lineage: Eukaryota; Metazoa; Arthropoda; Insecta; Orthoptera; Gryllidae
Source: the annotation of a GenBank genome assembly